AUGCCUUCAAGCUUUGCGUCAGCCGCCGCGGGUCAAGCUUCAGGUCGCGAUGCUAGGAGCGGGAGGGGUGACGGACGCGGGAGCGGGGACUGGGCACGCAACAGCAGACCCAAUGGUACCGCGGUAUUACAACUCGGCGGUGGACGUCGAUCAUCAGCAGCACCACACAGUUCGACAUCGCAAUCAGACGCAGCAAGCCCGGCACCUAGUUUGGAGGCACAUGGGUCACAACAUACGCAAAACCCCUUGGCCGAACAUUCAUCAGACAAUCGAUAUUCUAAGGAUCAGUUGCUAGACAUCUACAAGGCGCAUCAAAACUCAGAGGCACCAAAUAAAGAUGUUUCGAAUUUGUUCGUCAAUGGUUGGGACCCGGGACAUUCAAACGGUACAAAUGGACGUGGCUGGGGAAAGAGUAAUGAUGGAAGAGACACACACGGGCCACAUGUAUGCUGGGAUAACACUGGCAGUGUUCCGCCGAUCAGUCUGCAAGAGAUGAGCGAGGCUGAGAAGACUGCCUUUUCGGGAGAUGUGAAUUCGCCCCUAAGACCGCCACCACAGAACUCGAACAAAGACCCCAAUACACCAGGACUGGCCAACGGCCGAAAGACAUCAGUAUCACAUGGACAAAACGCAGGCGGAUUCGGGCUUUCCUCGCCCGCAUCCAGUCGACCGAGCACUCGCCGACAGCAAACCAGCGACUCCAUGACUGGUCUUGGAUCCCCCGCCCCCACUGGUAGGUUCUCUAGAGAUGACCACUCUCCAUUCGCUUCUCGAAAGACGCUUGAUUUCAAGGAUGGAGCCGAUGAACGGGCUGAGGAUUCGAAACCUGGCCUACCUCUCGGAAGCUUGAUGCGUAGUAAUACUGCUGGAAGUGCUCUAGGUAAUGGGCCUGCAUCUCCGUGGAACACUGCACCCACCAGUGCGACCAUGGGGAACUUUGGUAGCUUUUCCCUGGCCAAUCCGCCUACGCCUAGCGAAAAGAGGCCUGUUUUCGGGAGAGGGGAAAGUCGCCUUGCUCAUCUCAUGCCAAAAGAGAGCUCAGAGGAUAUGUCUUCAAAGGCUGCAGAGAGAUCAUGGCGAUCUCGGCCACGUACGGAUACAGAUCCAUUUGGCGAUGACGUUCCCACUGGGAGUGCUGCUCUAGGUGGUGGCCAGGAUACCAGCCCACCGCUGAACUCACAACGGAGGGCGCCCGGCCUGGACACACCAAUCCGAGGAGCAUCAAGUAGUGACUUUGGUAUGUCGGACAUGCCAGGUUUUCGCGACUCUCUUCAACGUGGGCAAAGCUACCAGACUCCGCAAGGACACCAUGGUGAACAUGAGCAACUCAGCCCUUCCGAUACUAAUCCCUACCGCAGCCCUCCCGAAGAUAGGAAUGGCCAUGAUGAUGAGAGCUAUGAUGAUGAAUCUCUUCCACAUAGCCGUCUACAAGGGUUAGGCGGUAUUCCAGAACAUGGGUCAAGUGCUCUUGGGGGUUUGUCGAGAGGUUUCUCUAAUGCCGCAUUUGAUGGCAGUGAUCGAAGCCAGACCUCAAGCGUUGGUGCAAAUAAAGGGUUCUCCUCAUUGACAGGGGGACUUCCCUCCCUUAGCGGAUUGGGUGGCAUCGGUGGGUGGCCGACCAGUGGGCAUCCAAUUGGGACACCCGACCGGGAGAGACCUGGCUACCCUGGUGCUUUUGGAAACUCCAUCUUUGGAUCUACGGGCGAUCUUCAAUCACCGGGUUUUGGCGCACUGGGCAGUAUGUUCGGCCCAGCAUCAGCUGGAAAUAUUUCGGCUGCUAGCACAAUUGGUCGAGGCAGUAAACUAGGCUCCUUGUUUCCUGCCUCUAUGCAAGCUCAGAUGCAAAGCCAUGAGACCGAUAAUCCAGCUGAUGGAGAUUUGAGGCAAGGGGGUGCCUUUGGCGCCAUCGGCAGAAACCCAUUUCCUUCUCGUGAUACAGAUAGUCCCAUGCGAACUGGCAGAAAUGCACUCGAAGAUCUGUUUCCACCGUCCGACAAUUCUCGAAGUCAUGGCCCUUUCACCUCAUCUCAGGUCAGCCAAGGACAAACAGCAACAUCGAUGCCGCAUUCUGCUCAAUCCGGUUACCAGCAGUCACAGGGAUCAUCAGACUCGACAUCUAACCAGCUACCUACAGCACAGAACCGCCAGAUGGUAAUGCCAGAUAGGAUGAGAUGGGUUUACUUGGAUCCGCAAGGCCAAAUGCAAGGCCCCUGGUCCGGUCUCGAAAUGCAUGACUGGUACAAAGCACAGUUCUUCACUCCAGAUCUUUCUGUGAAGAAGGUCGAAGACGAUAAAUUUGAACCUCUCGGCGAGCUGAUCCGUCGGAUCGGCAACUCUCGAGAACCAUUCCUGGUCCCUCAGAUCGGAAUUCCUCAUGGUCCGCCAACCACACAGCCUGGGACGUCCUUUGCGACAGCUGCCACUGCUCCUGGGAGUGGCGCAGCUCAACCGGGAGUCGUUCAGCCUCCUUUUGCCGGCGCAUUCCCCAGCUUUGGCACUACCUUGACUGCAGAGCAGCAAAACAACCUUGAAAGACGUAAGCAGGAAGAGCAAUAUCUUAUGGCUCGCCAGAGAGAGUUCUUAGCCCAGCAGCAAGUUAACUUGAAACAACUCCAAAUGAGUGGAAUCCCAGCUUCUUUGCACCAUCAUUCAAGCGCACAAAGCCUGCAAAGUCAGCCUAGCUUUGGAAGUAUGACAUCUCCUAUUGGAAUGCCUCAGGUCCCAAUUCCAGGCGUUUCUGGUUUCUUUGAUGGUCCUCCCAGGCAGGUUCCAACCCAAGGAGUAUCUGGAAUCUCCAACGACUUCUAUCCUCACGAGGAACUGAGCCGCCUUAGCUUGCAGGAACGCCAACAAGUCCUUACUGCAAACGGACAAGGAUCUACCCAUGCUCAGCAGAUCAGCGCACUGUUUGGACAACAUCCUGAUGCCCAGCGAGAGGCGGUUGCCAGGUCGGAGCAGUUGCGCAACGACCCGCAAGGAUUCAAGGCCCGCCUGCAGGAAUUUGAGCAGCUCAGAGCACAGCACGAUGCAGAGGAGGCUGCUGCUCAGUCUGCUGCUCAGUCUGCUGCUCAGCCUGCUGCUCAGUCUGCCAAUGCGACAAGCGAGCCCAUUGGCCCGCCGCAGCAACAACAGCAGCAGCAGCAGCAGCAGCAGCAACAACAACAGCAGCAGCAGCAGUCCCAGGAGCCAACUGAAGCUCGGAAGGAAGAGCAGCAGGCAGCGGAACCUCAGGAGCCUCUCUCCCUUACUCAACAGGUCCAGAAAGCUGCGUCAGCCAAGCAAUCGCCUUCUGUUCCGCAGCCAGAGUCGCCAUGGGCAAAGGUCAACCCCAAUCUACCUAUGCCAUUUCCGGCUCCACAGUCAACCACUCCCCUCCCAGCUCCCACUGCUCAGCGUGGUCGUUCAAAUUUGCCGGAGGCUUUGAAUCAGGGGAUUAGAUCGCGUUCCGAGACGCCUGAGGUUGCAGUUGUGACCCCAUCCAUUGCACCUUGGGCAAAGGAGCCAACUGAGGCACCAAAGGGACCUUCUCUCAAAGAGAUCCAAGAGGCUGAAGCAAAGAAUGCUGCCAAGGCAGAGGAAUUAGCUGCAGCUGCUCGUCGUGCUCAGCAUGAACAGGAAAUGAAGCUGCUAGCUAGUCAACCAGCCCCUCAGGCCCCCGGACUUCCAACUACUUCUACCUGGGGAAAUCACCCUUCGCCAGCCACUCACACGAGCUCCCCAUCACCAUGGGCUGCUGCUGCUGCUGGUAAGGCUCCGGCCUCUAGCACUGCCGCGUCAAAGAAGACCCUAGCGGAUAUUCAACGUGAAGAGGAGUCUCGCAAGCAGAAACUUGCUGCCGCAUCCGCUGCGACGCAACCUACCCAUGUUGUCUCUGGUGGCAAGCGAUACGCUGAUCUUGCUAGCAAGGCCUCGGCGGCGGCCACUCCCGCAACUGGGGGUCCGUGGGCCACCGUUGGUGCUGGUGGAAAGGUCAAGAUCCCCACUGGUCCAGCAGCUACGACUCCUCAAGCAGGUCGGGCUUCCGGCAACACGACAGUAGCUACCACCGCUGCUCGCGCUACACGUGCGGCUCCUGCCGUCCGCACUGUUACUACUGCCAGCGCCCCAACCGGCGCCACCACAGCGAAGGACGAGUUUAACAAAUGGGCAAAGGGAACCUUGGCAAAGGGACUGAAUUCCAACAUCAAUGUUGACGAAUUCCUUUCUAUGAUAUCGAGCUUCCCUUCAGAGGCUAUUGCCGACAGUGUUUAUGCCAGCUCUCAGCUGAUGGAUGGUCGUCGUUUCGCCGAAGAAUUCCUUCGACGUCGUAAGCUUGCCGAAAAGGGCAUCAUCGAGCCAUCUAGCACCGGGUCUAGCGGAUCCUUCUCCCCUGCUGGUGAGAAGGCCGGGUGGAGCGAGGUUGCGAAGAAGGGACCUCCAAAGGAGGACCCAACUGCCGGAUUCAAGGUUGUUCCUAACAAGAAGAAGGGCAGGAAAUGA
Molecule: messenger RNA, 4479 nt
Organism: Amorphotheca resinae ATCC 22711
Lineage: Eukaryota; Fungi; Ascomycota; Leotiomycetes; Helotiales; Amorphothecaceae
Exons: 4
Coding region: 1-4479 (1492 amino acids)
Molecular function (GO): protein binding
Source: RefSeq, a predicted model, not a curated record